CCAAAUCCAGCCGACAAAGUAAUUUGUUUGGUCAAAUAGGGUUCCCGUCUACCAAUUUGCGCGCACAUACACGCAGAGGUAACUUUUCAUCUAUUUGAAAUUAAUCAGGGUCUCAAAAUCUUAAAUUGUUUGGGAAUAGUGGUUAGUUUUGAUCGGAAGAUGCCACCGAGAACAGCCAAGAAGACGCCGCCGGGACCAGGCAUGAAGCGGACUGCACGGGCUCGGGCGAUGCAGAAGACCCAGGUCCAGCCUGAGGAGACGAACGUGAAAGCCGAAGAGAUGGUCGAGGAACAGAAUACCGUGGUUGUGAUUGAGGAGAAGAAGGCUACGGAGCCGGGGAAAGAGUCGAAGGAGAAGGAGAGCGCUACAAAGGAUAACGGAGACGCUUCUGGUCAGAAGGAUGGCGAGGUGAAAAAUUCUAUUGAUGAAUAUGAAACGGGUGAAAGAUUAGAUUUGGAGGAUAAUGAGCCUGACUAUGAACCUGAAGAGUACGUUGGUGUAGAUUAUGAUGAGAAGGAAAUUGAGCAAGAUGCUCAAGAAGAGGGAGACAAAGUAGGUGAAGAACUCGAGGAGGGGGAUAUUGGUGAAGAAGAAGAGGGUGAUGUUGUUGAAGAGGAAAUAGAAGACGUGCAGGAAGAACUUGAGCCCGAGGAAUAUGAUGAGCAUGCUGGGGAGGAGCAUGCUGAGAUGGUUGAUGCUGCUGAAGCGGAAGAGCAUCACAAAGUUUUUAAAGAAAGGCGCAAGCGGAAGGAAUUUGAAAUUUUUGUCGGGGGAUUGGACAAGGAUGCUACUGAGGAUGAUCUUAGGACAGUCUUCAGUGAAGUUGGUGAGGUUACUGAAGCCAGACUUAUGAUGAAUCCUCAGACUAAGAAGAAUAAAGGAUUUGCAUUCUUGCGUUUUGCAACUGCAGAACAAGCAAGACGAGCUUGUUCUGAGCUGAAGAACCCAGUGGUUCAUGGAAAGCAAUGUGGUGUUACUCCAAGUCAAGACAGUGAUACUUUGUUUUUGGGUAACAUAUGCAAGACAUGGACGAAGGAAGCAUUGAAAGAGAAGUUGAAGCACUACGGUGUGGAUAACAUUGAUGAUUUGACAUUGAUUGAAGACGCUAACAACAAAGGUAUGAAUCGAGGUUUUGCCUUCUUGGAAUUCGCCUCGCGAUCCGAUGCCAUGGAUGCUUUUAAGCGUCUACAGAAGAGGGAUGUCAUGUUUGGAGUAGAUAGGCUUGCUAAGGUUUCCUUUGCAGAUUCCUUCAUUGACCCCGGUGAUGAAAUCAUGGCUCAGGUUAAAACUGUGUUUGUGGAUGGUCUUCUUGCUUCUUGGGACGAGGAUCACAUUCGGAAACUUCUUAAAAAAUAUGGGGCAAUUGAAAAAGUCGAGCUAGCCCGCAACAUGCCAUCUGCCAGGAGAAAAGAUUUUGGAUUUGUCACAUUUGAUACCCAUGACGCAGCAGUUAAUUGUGCUAAAAGCAUCAAUAAUGAGGAUUUGGGUGAAGGAGAUAAUAAGGCUAGAGUUAGGGUCAGGCUUUCCAGACCACUCCAAAGAGGCAAAGGUAAACAUAGUUCUCGAGCAGAUUUUCGGCCUGGCGGUGGAUCGGUUCAAGGUGUUAGGAGUCCAUGGAGCCGACCAGUUCCGCGUAGUAUCCCUCUUCACAGGACAAGAGGCUAUGGAGCACGUCUGCCACCUAUAGUUGAUCGUGGUUUUAAAAGGCCUGCCAAUAUACGUGAUAGACGACCAGCUUUGACAAUGCCUCCUAGGAGUAGACCACCGGCUCCGUUACCGAGGUCCUACGACAGGAGACCACCUGUUCCAGUUUAUCCCAAGAGUGGUUUGAAGAGGGACUAUGGUCAUCGUGAGGAGCUUCCCCCUAGGAGCAGGGCUGCCACUGACUAUAAUUCUAGGGUUCCACCAGAUAGACGCUCAUCAUAUAGGGACGACUAUUCUCCUCGUGGAUCCGGUUACCCUGAUUUUCCGAGAGGUGGUACAGCUCGCACUGCAGCAAGAAGAGCUUAUGUUGAUGAUACUUACAGCCAGAGGUAUGAAAGGCCACCUCCAACUUACCGCGAGGGACGAGUGCGUGAAUAUGAUUCUGUAUCUGGGUCAAAACGUCCAUAUGUUGCAGUGGAUGAUGUUCCUCCACGCUAUGCUGAGGCAGGAGUUCGCCAUUCGCGUGCUCGUUUGGAUUAUGAUAUUGGUGAAAGUACAUCUCAAUAUGGGGAUGCUUACAGUGAUAGGCUUGGUAGGUCAAAUCUAGGAUAUGAUGGUAGCCGAAGCUCCCUCUCCAGUCAAGAUUCUCACGGGCUUUACAGUAGUCGUCAGGGAAUGAGCUAUGGUGGAGGCUCUUAUGAUGGUGGUGAUGUUAGUGGGAUGUACUCAUCAAACUAUGGUAGUGAUUACAUGUCCCGAGGAAGUGAUGUUGGUGGUAGCUCCUACUCUUCACUCUACUCUGGACGAAGCAUGGGUGGUAGUAGUUAUAUGGGAAGUGGUGGUUCCGGAUCAUACUAUUGAGUCAUAGAUGACGUUUCUUGGUGAUAAGAGCUGUGCUUGAUGGAAAAGGAGCAUUGUCGUUACUUCUGAUUUGUCCAUGGCAGAGAUUGGAAUAGAGAAGAGGCUUCCACAGGAUUUAAAAUUAUUUGAAGGUUGUGUGAAUUAUCAUUCUCAAGUGUCAGAUGAAUCAUUGUACUAGUAUAAAGCCUCUAUGGGGUUCAAAGAGAUGAAACUCGUGUACAAAUUUUUGAAGUACUGGUGUAUUUCUGCAGAUCAUCUAAAGAUCUACAUUUAGGAUGUUUUAUCAUCUUGGUACUUCUCUGCUGUAAGGGAACUCUUGAAUUUUUCAGAGGUUAACAGACUUGUUCACUAUGCGUUACCUUUAAAUGCAUGUUUAUUAGUGCUGUCUCCUUCAUUGCUUGUAAAAGAGGUGGUAUAACAUUUACUCCAGAGGGUGAAUAUAAUGGAAAACACUGCAAGCUCUAUGUUGCAUUUACUUGA
This is a messenger RNA of Olea europaea var. sylvestris, 2985 nucleotides long. RefSeq names its product nucleolin-like. The transcript has 12 exons. NCBI's taxonomy places the organism in Eukaryota, Viridiplantae, Streptophyta, Magnoliopsida, Lamiales, Oleaceae. The coding region runs from base 160 to 2505 and encodes 781 amino acids. Gene Ontology annotation, cellular component: nucleus. The record is from RefSeq and is a predicted model, not a curated record. Gene Ontology annotation, molecular function: mRNA binding.